This is a messenger RNA of Volvox carteri f. nagariensis, 1887 nucleotides long. RefSeq lists its product as uncharacterized. The transcript has 12 exons. The record is from RefSeq and is a predicted model, not a curated record. Bases 1 to 1887 code for a protein of 628 amino acids. Lineage: Eukaryota; Viridiplantae; Chlorophyta; Chlorophyceae; Chlamydomonadales; Volvocaceae.
AUGCACCCACCGCAGCAGGGGUAUCCUUGUGGAGGCAGUUUUGGAUGCUGCCUUCUGGCUGUUCAGGCGGCCGACAAACCCCACCAAGCCUCGUAUGGGUGCCUGAUGUUUGGAGGACGCUGGCAGUGGCGCGUCCAGCUCAAGUCUUCACAUGGCUACCAGUGGCAGCCGCACCAGGGGGCAGAACACCACCACUGCCUGAGCCAGCUUUGCUGUGGGGCUUCCAAAAAGACGUGGCUCAAUGGGCAUUCUACGGAGAAGAUAGGGCUCACCAAGCGUCCUGGUACGACAGGGUACUCUGGUGGUUCGGAUGACCAAGAGCACCACCAGCCCACCCAGCAGUGCAGUUCGUUGCAACAGCCACGGCCGGAUCCCACUGCUCUGGGUGUGUGGCUAGUGCUGUACUGCAUGCAUGUGGAGCGCUCUGGGGAGAAUUGUACAGUGCACACCAACGAGGCUGGCGACGACAUCAUCAUGAUGUGCAAUGACUGCAUUCAUGCCUUGGAAUGCGGACGCAUCCCGGAGGCUGCUCUCACACGCUAUGAUGGUGGAGACGUGCCGGAAAUCAAUCAGGAUGGGCAGCAUCUGGAGUGGCCUACCGUGCUGGAAGCCAACAUACUGGGGCUGGGCCAUGUGCAGCAGCAGAUCUACACGCUUAAGGUUAAGAACCGGCCGCCUGACUUGCAGCCCAUCACCGUCACAAUGCACAAGAUAGCCAUGGCGAACCCAUCACUCGAUCAGUGGGUGGACACCAUCCCAUGCUCUGCUGUGUCGUUGCCGGAGAACAUCACCGUCCUCUGCAUGGAUGUCGUCAGCAGCAAGGAGGAGCUGCUAGAAAAGCUCAAGAGCACCAAGGAUGCUGGUCUCGAGGAGCUCGGAGUUCUGGUGCCUGUUGUCCCUGACACAACUGUGCCGGGAUUAGGUGAUGAUGCACGAAACCCGGUGGAGCUACACCGUGAGCUGACAGCGGAACACCGGCUGGUCUUUGCGUCUGGGGGCCGUGGUUCUAAGAUCCUGGACUACUCCCGGGAAGAUGUGCUUGCCAGCAACUUCCCCACCGCAUUUCUGUACACAAAGGGCGGCCUCCGUCCCCUGGGUAUGAGCAACCGGACCUUCUUCCAGCAUGUGUCUACGCGUGUGCCACAGCAGCAGCUCAGCGGCAACCUCCUCAUGCUCGCCCGCAUGGUGGAUGUGCUCAACAUGGAGGACGCAAAAGUGCAGACAUGGGUUACAGUGAAGUGCUGCCAGCAGGACAUCGACACGGUGGGCGCCAUCCCGCGAGAGGCUGUCAAAGCGAUGGCGGACAUCCUGGCAUUGCCGAAGAUGCACCCGGAUCGCCGCCACCUGCUCCAAGACAUGUCACCUCUCGUGCACACCCUCGUCACCUCUCUUCGGCGAACAGUCGCACGCAUCGACAUGACAGAUGCAUAUUACCACAACAUGCACGCCAAUCUACGUGUGCGGCUGCAGUCGUGGCCGCUGGGCAGUUUCUGGAAUUUGCUCGCCUUUAUGGACAUCCUUUUUGGUUUCAAACCUGGCGACAAGCGGCAGAGCAACCCCGACUGCUUCUGUGGCACCGUGUUCCACAUCUGCAUCUGUUACAUGGCGGCCCGCGCACCUUACGCACCACACACCCAUACCUGGCCUGGGAGUCGAAGCUACGGUCCACUUCGCGGCGCGCCGCGGUUCAUCCUUAGGGCAAAGGCUCUACUCGGUUUGGUUGGAGCUGCUUGUCGGGCAUCCACGAUCCACGAGUUCUGGCGAGAGUUGAAGGCAUGCUCCCCAUGGCCAGUAGACCACCAGCUUCGGGCCUCCCACCCACAGCAGCUGCAUCUGGUUAUAGUCCAGCGAUAUUUUUUUGCGGAAUAUAUUCCGAAUUUGGAAUAA